Messenger RNA from Helianthus annuus (common sunflower), 1578 nucleotides. RefSeq names its product F-box protein SKP2A. Gene Ontology annotation, cellular component: SCF ubiquitin ligase complex. Lineage: Eukaryota; Viridiplantae; Streptophyta; Magnoliopsida; Asterales; Asteraceae. Gene Ontology annotation, molecular function: protein binding. Bases 314 to 1360 code for a protein of 348 amino acids. Gene Ontology annotation, biological process: SCF-dependent proteasomal ubiquitin-dependent protein catabolic process. The transcript has 4 exons. The record is from RefSeq and is a predicted model, not a curated record.
AUUCCAGAUUACGUCGUAAUUACACUCCGCAUACAUCCCUCAACUAUUUCUUCAAAACCCACAUUUCUUCUCUGCAAUGUUCAUCAUCUCCAACAAUAGAUGCAAUUCAGUGCCCGUUUGAUUCAGAUUUCAUCUCUUUAUUCUCACCCCCAGUUUUGAAAUUAGCUUGCAAUUAUGGAACACCCCAAUCGUUUCAGUUCCCAUUUCUAUUUUGUUAAGAAAUAAAAACCCUAGUUCUUCAUUUCAGGAAUUAGGGUCUUUUAAUUCCCCCAAAUCGUACAAUUUCAAUUUGGGAAUUUAGAAAAUUUCGACGAUGGAAGGUGAGAAAUUGAUGGAGUCUGGAGCAGGUGAGAGUAGGGUAAAGAGAGAGUGGGAGGAGAUUCAAUUGGAACUUUUGAUGAAGAUCGUGUCUUUCAUGGAUGAUCGGACGGUGAUCGUUGCUUCUGGUAUUUGUAGUAGAUGGAGAAAUGUUAUUUGCAGUGAACUUACUCGUAUUUCACUCUCUUGGUGCACAAAUAACAUGAACAAGUUGGUGCUUUCUCUUGCUCCAAAGCUCACAAAACUAAGGGGUUUGACCCUUCGGCAAAAGUUUGAACCGCUGCUUGAUGAUGAUACAGUCGAGACCAUUGCUAAUAACUGUCAUGAUUUGGAGGAUCUUGACCUCAGCAGGAACUCUAAACUUGGUGAUCCGUCCCUUUCUGCUUUGGCCCGUGGCUGGCCAAACUUAACUAAGCUCAACAUCAGUGACUGCUCUGGUUUUAGCGAUGAUGGUCUCGAGUUUGUUAGUAGUCGCUGUAGAAAGUUGAAGAUUUUGAACCUUUCUGGGUGUGGGAAAGCGGUGACCCACAAGGCCUUGAAGGCUAUUGGAGACAACUGUCGACAACUUGAGUCGAUAAAUCUUGGUAAGUGUCCGCGAGUUGAUGAUGCUGGCGUGAUGAGUUUAGUUUACGGGUGUCCUGAUCUCCAUGUUGUUGACUUGGAUCACUGUUUCGAGAUAACAGAUGAGAGUGUGAUAGCUUUGGCAAACAAUUGCUUACAUCUGAGGUCUCUUAAUCUAUACGGCUGUGAAAAUAUCACGGAUCGGGCAAUGUACGCUUUGGCCCAUAGCCGAGUAAAAAACAAAGAUGAAGUAUUUUGGGAACCAGUUAAAACCCGAGGCGAGAAAGAAGGCCUCAUGAACCUCAACAUCAGUUUCUGCAAGGCUGUAACACCACACGCGGUUCAAGCUCUCUGUCGUUCGUUUCCUGCACUUCAUACGUGCUCAAGAAGGCCUUCUCUCAUCAUGCAUGGCUGCAAGAAGUUAACCUCGGUCCACUGCGCGUGUGCUUCUCAACUGCAUCGUGCCGUUCGCCCCGCUUAGGGGAUGGACAGUUGGUAUCAAUCAUGUGCUUAUAGUUGGUUUACUUAAAGAUUUCUGGAUGUUGGUUCUUUUUUAUAUUCUGAAAAUAUGCUAUUAAAAUAGUUGAAAUAACUAAUCAAAUAUGAAAACCAGCUUUAUGUAGUUUUUAUAAAUGAUUGUAUCAAAUUACUAUUAAAACCAACCUAAUGUUUUUAUUUAUAAAUACUUGAUUGAUUGCA